UUUUUAGUCUUUUCCUCUCUCCCUUUUGCUUCUCUCUCUGUUUUGCAGCUUUCCGCCAUUGAAGACAGCAAUAUGAAGGCCCCAUUGCAGCAGCCGAUUACCCAAAACGACCCUAAUUCUCAUCGCUCACAACCACCUCUCAAAUGCCCUCGCUGCAAUUCCACCAACACCAAAUUUUGCUACUACAACAAUUACAAUCUCACUCAGCCCCGCCACUUUUGCAAGACCUGCCGUCGAUAUUGGACCAAAGGUGGCGCCUUGAGAAACAUCCCCAUCGGUGGUGGCUGCCGGAAAAACAAAAAGCUCAAAUCUUCUUCCUCUAAUUCUAAUUUCCUCACCGGAAUCUCACCCUCCAUUGAUUUUAGUACCAUCGGAACAGGAGGAUCGUUGUUUCCAUGUUCUUGCUUCUCUCUUGGUCAAACGGCGGCGACGGAAACGGCGGCGGCGACGGCAAUUCCCGCCACCAAUUACUCAUCCAUGGGGCUCUACAAUUUAAACGACAACACCCAGCAGCUUGCUUCUUCAAUUGAGUCUUUGAGCUACUUAAACCAAGACCUCCAUUGGAGAUUACAGCAACAGCGGUUGGGUAUGAUAUUUGGAGAUCAUGAUCAAAAUCAAAAAAUUUUGCAACCCAUUUCGUUUCAGAAUCUAGAGACUCCAAAACAGGAAGCUUUUUUCGAUAAUAAUCAUCCUAGAAAAGAUUCAACACCCGCCGCCGCCGCUACAGGUACAACAACUACUACUACUACUACUGAAUGGAUCUUUGGAAAUAAUGAUUCUUAUCAUCAUCAUCAUCAAAUGAGUAUUACAAGCAACAGUUCAAGAAAUAUAGGCGGCAAUGCUGGUGGGAGUGGGUAUAAUAAUAAUGGAGUUGAAGCUAAUUGGGAAGAUUUACUUCAUUUCACUGCCUUGCCCUAAUGGUAAAGAUCUCUCCACAAUUUUA
Messenger RNA from Cucurbita maxima (winter squash), 943 nucleotides. RefSeq names its product dof zinc finger protein DOF5.7-like. The transcript has a single exon. NCBI's taxonomy places the organism in Eukaryota, Viridiplantae, Streptophyta, Magnoliopsida, Cucurbitales, Cucurbitaceae. Gene Ontology annotation, biological process: regulation of DNA-templated transcription. Gene Ontology annotation, molecular function: DNA binding; DNA-binding transcription factor activity. The record is from RefSeq and is a predicted model, not a curated record. Bases 73 to 918 code for a protein of 281 amino acids.